AUGAGUACUGCUUCCCUUCUCGAAAAGGGCGAAAAUAGGGUCCCUGUUUCCGCCCUUAUGACUAUGUUUCAGAUUUACUUCAACAACAUUCAUAUGAUGGAUUUCAUUCAUCUUGUUAGCCCGACGGAUAUCAGGGAAGUCGCCAUCGAAGGCCCUUUGAUUGUCGAAGAAGUCGUUUUUACUCCUCCUCAAGGAGCAUUGCUGGACCCGGUUCCUUCAUAUGAGCAGGCAACAAUCUCCGGAGUUGUCCCCGUGGCUGAUCUACAACGGUUGAAUUUAGGAACGUCAAGUAAAUCACCGUCCAUGGGACCUGGUCCACCUCAACCUGCUCCGGUUCCGUCGCCUUAUUCCGUGCUCACUCCGACUCCUGCUCCCCCUCAGAUCGGACUCUCUUCUUCCAUAAUCAAUCAGCCAAUGCCCGGCAUUCCAGCACCUGCCGGUACCAUAAAGGAGGCGUCAGAGUUGCCACAGAAUCGCUCACAGUCCAAUUCUGUAUCUCUGAAUCCCUUCGAGCAGAGCAGCUCCUCUGGCAAACAGCCGAUAUACGAAAAUACACCUUCGUACGUACCGACGCCAUUCCAACAGGCUCAGAGCACAUCAUCGUCGUCGAGUGCGACCCCAUACUAUGUCACAUCUCCUCCUGAAACACCCUACCCUUCUCAGUCCUCUAUACAGCCCCCACAACCACAGCAGUUCACUACUCAACCUAUUCAGCCGUAUCAGUCACCUCCUUACCCAACAGUCUCCCAAAACCCAAUGGCUCCUUAUUCUUCUACUCCUCAAGCUGCAAUGGCUCCCUAUCCAUCUAGCUCCCAAGCACCGUUUAUGACCCAACAAAAUCUUCCAGGCUCAGUUCCACAGCAACCUAUGCCACAGCCAUAUGGCGCCCCACAGCAGUACCCUUAUGCUGCUCAGAACCCCUAUAUGAACCCACACCAGUAUCCGCAAGCGCCAGUUGGAAUGCAGGUGAUUUUUACGGCCUUGUUCACUUGA
Molecule: messenger RNA, 993 nt
Organism: Cooperia oncophora
Lineage: Eukaryota; Metazoa; Nematoda; Chromadorea; Rhabditida; Trichostrongylidae
Source: the annotation of a GenBank genome assembly